Messenger RNA from Humulus lupulus (European hop), 468 nucleotides. RefSeq lists its product as uncharacterized. The record is from RefSeq and is a predicted model, not a curated record. The transcript has a single exon. Lineage: Eukaryota; Viridiplantae; Streptophyta; Magnoliopsida; Rosales; Cannabaceae. Bases 1 to 468 code for a protein of 155 amino acids.
AUGGUGGAGCAUGACAAAGGAUCCAAGGGGAAGAAGGCUAAUAAGGCCAAGCCAUGGUCCAAACUAGGACCAAAAGGUGGAGUUUCAAAGAAGCUGAAAUUCCAAGGGUCGAAAUUCCAAGGGAAGUGCUUUAACUACAACAAGUCGGGACAUAAAUCAUCAGAUUGUAGACUUCUGAAAAAGAAAGGAAAUGAGGCUAAUGCUGUGGAAGCAAUGUCCCAAGAGAUCGCUGACCUAGACCUAUGUGUUGUGGUCUCUGAAAUAAACCUGGUGGAUGCUAAUCCAAAGGAAUGGUGGCUCGAUACUGGAGCUACUUGUCAUGUCUGUGCAAACAAGUCUGCCUUCUCCGACCUUACUUUGGUGGAAAAUGGGGAUAAGAUCUACAUGGGAAACUCGGCAACCUCUGAGAUAAAGGGGCAGGGUACUGUGUACUUGAAGAUGACGUCUGGAAAGAGUGUCAAGCUAUAG